GGGAUGGAGGACAGCCAAUCAAGGAGAUUAGCCAGACGGAAGCCGCGAGGCUCCCGGAAGCCCUCCCGAGGUUCUGACCGGAAAGCGGAAGCGGGCGCAGCACGUGGGGGCGUUGCCGGUCGGACGGCUUUGCGUCCCUUUAGGUUUUUGGAGGUGAGCCUGCCGGCGGCAACGGCCUAGCGCCGGGGGCGGAGCGCGAGGAACUGGAGGGACGCUGCGGAGCUCUGAGACCCGCUGAGCAUCAUGGAGAGCUCUGAGGAGCAACCAGGCCCACAGCCACAGUAUCCCGGGAAUCACUGCAUCCGCGACGGCGACUUCGUGGUGCUGAAACGGGAAGAUGUGUUUAAAGCAGUGCAAGUCCAGCGGAGAAAGAAAGUAACUUUUGAAAAACAGUGGUUCUAUCUGGAUAACGUCAUUGGCCAUAGUUAUGGAACCACAUUUGAAGUGACCAAUGGAGGAAGUCUUCAGCCUAAGAAGAAGAAAGAAGAGCCUACUUCAGAAACCAAAGAAGCGGGCACUGAUAAUCGAAAUAUAAUUGAUGAUGGAAAAUCUCAGAAACUUACUCAAGAUGACAUAAAAGCUUUAAAGGAUAAAGGCAUUAAAGGCGAGGAAAUAGUUCAGCAAUUAAUUGAAAAUAGUACAACAUUCCGAGACAAGACAGAAUUUGCUCAAGAUAAAUAUAUAAAAAAGAAGAAAAAGAAAUAUGAAGCCAUGAUUACUGUUGUGAAGCCGUCCACCCGUAUUCUUUCAGUUAUGUAUUAUGCAAGAGAACCUGGAAAAAUUAACCACAUGAGAUAUGAUACACUCGCCCAGAUGUUGACAUUGGGAAAUAUCCGUGCUGGCAAUAAAAUGAUUGUGAUGGAGACGUGUGCCGGCUUGGUGCUGGGUGCAAUGAUGGAACGAAUGGGAGGUUUUGGCUCCAUUAUUCAGCUCUACCCUGGAGGUGGACCUGUUCGGGCAGCAACAGCAUGUUUUGGUUUUCCAAAAUCUUUCCUCAGUGGUCUUUAUGAAUUCCCCCUCAACAAAGUGGACAGUCUCUUAAAUGGAACAUUUUCUGCUGAGAUGUUGUCUUCAGAGCCGAAAGACAAUGCUUCAGCUGAAGAAAGUAACGGCACACUGGAGGAAAAACAGACUUCUGAACAAGAGAAUGAAGAUAGCGUAGCAGAGGCCCCAGAGAGCAAUCACCCAGAAGAACAAGAAAGAAUGGAAAUUGUCUCUCAAGAUCCAGACUAUAAGGAGCCUAAAGACAGUGGAAGUAAAAAGGAUUAUAUUCAGGAAAAGCAGAGGAGGCAAGAAGAGCAGAAGAAAAGACAUUUAGAGGCUGCUGCUCUGCUGAGUGAAAGAAACGCAGAUGGGUUAAUUGUAGCUAGUCGUUUCCAUCCCACUCCACUGCUGCUGUCUUUGCUGGACUUUGUGGCUCCUUCAAGGCCAUUUGUGGUCUACUGCCAGUAUAAAGAGCCUCUGUUGGAGUGCUACACAAAACUUCGGGAAAGAGGAGGGGUCAUCAACCUCAGGCUGUCUGAAACUUGGCUCAGAAAUUACCAGGUUUUGCCAGAUCGAAGUCAUCCCAAACUACUGAUGAGCGGAGGUGGAGGGUACCUUCUCUCAGGCUUCACUGUUGCCAUGGACAACCUUAAAGCAGACCCCAGUCUCAAAUCUAGCACCAGCACUUUAGAAUCUCACAAGACUGAAGAGCCAGCAGCUAAAAAACGGAAAUGCCCAGAAUCUGACUCUUAACCUUUUAAAAAUUGCUUUGAUUUUUGUUCUCAGACAUUAUACAGUUAGUAAGUAAACCUUAAAUGCCAUUACUAAUUGUGUUUUCAUAUCCUAAGAAUAAGAACGUGUUUAUACACCUGUUCCCAGGAAGGACAAGUAAGCCUUUUGUCCACCUCUGACAUAGCUAGGUUUGGACUGUCAAAACCUUGAGCCAAAAUACCUAAGCCUGGGGUAAGCAGUGGUCUGGUAUAUGGCCAAUUCUGUUUAUUUCACAAAAAUCCUUUAAGUACUUUCAGUACUCUGUGCAAAUUUCUUGAGAAUUUAGAGAUAAAAGAAAUAUAUUUAUAUAAAAUUUUGUUUAUAGGUUAAGCUAAGUGGAAUAACACACCAUCAGUGAAACUUGGGUACUAUAAAGAAGGAGUUUGUGCAAGAAAUUUCCUCUCUUCAUUACGUUCUCUUCAACCUAAGCAAUAUGAAUGUGUGUGAGAUUUACAGUACCAAAAAUGUCCAUCCUUUUCCUUUCAAUGGAAUAAACUUUUAAAAAAUAUUUUACUAUUUUAAUAGUUGAUGACCUGGAAAAACUCUUGAGUAUUUAUUUUAUUGCUGUUUUUGUGAGUAGGUGUAGUAGGGUACUUCUUUGCAUUAAUUUGCCAAAUCUCUCAUUCUUUUGUUCAAAAUAAAGUGACUAGAAUUUUUAUAUACUAUUAAAGGAAGCAAAUGGUUUUUUCUCUCCCCAGAGACUUAUGGAGAUAGAUAGUUAUAUAUAUGUGAAUGUUGGUAUAUGUACAUAUAUAUACUUAUGUACACCCACAUGCACAUGGAGACAGAGAGAAUGCACUGUAUAUAUGAACUAUAGCAAAGUUUAGUGCAGGGCUUAGACCAGUCCUCAUUGCAUUAGUGUCACUCCUUGUCAAAUGUAUUUUAAAGUGCCUUUUUUGGUCAUUAUUAAUGCUGGUUUGUUGAGCUCUGGCAUGACUGGGGUUAGCCUUUCUAAGCUCUGAAAAAAAAUGUAAUCAAAUUAUUUUGGUCAUCUGCUGCAGCCAAGAAAAAAUGUUUAGAGGAAGUCAAGGCUCUUGUCCAUUGAUAAUCUGAGUCUUGCUCAUUAAACAUGUUCAUCAUGUAUGUUGUUAAUGUCAUUAUAGAAUAGAUGUGGAUCAUCCAGCAAGGAGCAUCUCAAAAGGAAAAAAGAUUGCUCUUUCCUAAUGUACUAUUCUAAAAAUGGCCAGUUGUGAUUACCAACAAGUGCAGUUCUGAUUCCUCUUUCUUAAAACAAUUGCUUUUAAGGAAUAAAAGCAUUUUGUACUAUGA
Messenger RNA from Capra hircus (goat), 3024 nucleotides. It is a transcript of the gene TRMT6, whose product is annotated as tRNA methyltransferase 6. The record is from RefSeq and is a predicted model, not a curated record. The transcript has 11 exons. Bases 244 to 1737 code for a protein of 497 amino acids. NCBI's taxonomy places the organism in Eukaryota, Metazoa, Chordata, Mammalia, Artiodactyla, Bovidae. Gene Ontology annotation, cellular component: nucleus; tRNA (m1A) methyltransferase complex. Gene Ontology annotation, biological process: tRNA methylation.